Messenger RNA from Effrenium voratum, 2517 nucleotides. The record is from the annotation of a GenBank genome assembly. NCBI's taxonomy places the organism in Eukaryota, Dinophyceae, Suessiales, Symbiodiniaceae.
AUGUGCCUCCGAUGUGGCGAUUGCCAUGUAUCUGGCUGGGUGUCGCUGCGCAGCGAUGCAGUAUCGGCCCCAAGGCCCAAGCAGCAGAAGAUGGCGUGGCCCUGCGCUGCAGCGCGGGGGGCUGCCUCGUGGCAGCGGCGCAGAAGGCCACGGAGGGGCUGCGCUGCCAGCAGCUCCAGCUGGAGGAGCCCGGGAACUGGUUGGCAGGAUCUGCGUGAUUUGGCCGCGGCAGCGUACCUGGCAACGCCAGCCACGGAGGUAUUUGGAGUCGCAGAGGAGCCAUCUUUGCCCCUCAAAGAAGGCCGCUUCAAGCCCGAGUUCUUGGCAUCCUUGCCGCCGGCUGCCACAGCAAUGCUGCUGCGCGAUAUGCCCAUGGUAGUGCCUGGUCACCGGGCAGUCGGCACCGAAGAUGAGGAAGGCCCAGAGCCCAGCUUCCUGACCUUCCCCUGCGAGCUCUGCGGCCUCAUGGCCGACGACGCAGAAACCUGGCUGCGAAGCCUGACCAAGACUUACUCGGACCCUGUGGGCGGUGCUCCAAUGACCGAAGGCCUGAACGAGCUCCGUCUGCCGGAGAAUGAGCUCACAAGCACUUCAACACGUAUGCUGCCGCAUGGCCUCUUCAAGCUAUCCUACCUAAAAGGCAAAUUUGGUGUCGUGGUGGGAGACCGCGAAGGCUGGUUCCUUUCAUUGCUGCUCUCAGUGGGAGUGAAGGACAAAACCCACUCGGUGCACUUCUGGAAUCGCUGGAUGGCAGAUGUGGAGGGCCAAUCUCAGAGCUUGGCUGGCCUGCAGUCUGCAACGCCCCACCGAGCGGAAUGGGUCUUCAUCCCUCCCGGGGUGCUGGAUGGUGCUGGCCUGGAUCCCUCCACAGGUCGCUGGGAUCUCAACGCAGACUCAGCGCUCAUGGACCUGGUGAGCCAAGCGCUGACCACCGGGGGCCGUGUGGUGGUGAGCCUUCAGGUCGGUGAUGACUGCCUUGUCCUGCGGAAGGGCGCGGCCUUCAGGGCUUACGGGCCGUACCUCUUGGGCAAGGUUCUGGAGAAGUGGCGCGUCGAGGCCCACUUGGAAUACCCCACCGGGCUGCGGCUGACCUACGGCCCUUGCCGCUCUCGUCCGGCUGUGCUGGUGCUGCGCCACCAAUGGGAACGGCACCCGGCCGCGCUGCUGUCCGUGAAGCGUAUUGAUAUCAUGCCAAAGCUGUUCUAUGCUCUUCACCGUCGUCAACUGGGCAGGGCAAGCCGUCACAGAAGAGAGGAGGAAGGCCUUUGGGCGGAAGACCUGUACUUCCGUUGUGGAGUGUCCAUGGGCGCGUUGGCGGAGCACUGCGCCUUCGAUAACAACGUGGGGGCGGAGCCCUGCCGUCGGAAGUUUGGCCGGGAGGACUUUCAUCGUGGCUUCAACUUCCUCAUGGACUCCAUGGAGUACCUGGGAUUUACCCGCGCCAUCAGCGGACUGCGGCUGGACGACAGUGGGGCACUGCUGAAUGGAGCCCACCGAGUGGCCGCUGCACUGGCUGCUGGCAUGGAGGCGGUGCCUGUGACGCCCACUGCGCUGCAUGACGGAAUUACAGGUGGAGUGGACCAGACCAUUAUGCUGCCGAACCUGGUUCGGCUCUAUGGCCAAGCCGAGGGCCGGUCGAUAGCAGCUGCCCUAUUGCUGGAACUGAUGCGGUGCCAGCGCCAUCCGCAGGCGCUCCGUGAGCUGGGGGCCGCCUUGGUGUGGCCGGCUGCAGCACUGCACAACUUCACGCCCACUGUGGAAGCCGAGCUUUUCGAGCACUUUUUCGUGGUGAUGCCAUACUGGGAGGUUCACUUGGAGACACAUGCCUGCUUCAACGUGGUGCAGCAACUCUACAUCUCCCACGACUGGUCCAAGCAGCCAGAGUUUGUCCGGGCCAAGGCGAAGGAUGCCUGUGGUGGUGACUAUGCUGCGAAAACGACAACGGCGAGCCUUUUUGUCUUUGAGAUGCAGAAGAAUGAAGCGCCGGUGUUGGAGAAGGUGAAGUCCAAGCUCCGGGAUCAUCACUCCUUGGGGUCCAACGCCCUCUUCCUUUCUGCUGGCCCAGCGGCUGCUGCGGCCAUAGGGAUGCUGCAUGGACCCACCCUGGACUUCCUGACUUUGGCACCAGGUGUGAAGCUACCCGAGCUCGAGCGCCUGCCAGAUGCGCGGUCCCGGUGCCUUCUGGGGGACUCCGCGGUGAUGGCGCUGCUGAAGCUGCGGCCGCUGCAGCAACUGGAGCUGCUCUGCGAUGGGCCCUGCCCCAAGGAUCCGCUGGUGGUUGAUCACAGCACCGAGCCCUGGCGGCACUUCUACGGGGAGCUGGCAGACUUGGUGCAUGACCCCUCCAAGCACUUCUUUGCGCAGGGCUGGCGCUUGCUGGCGAUUCCCCAAUUGAUCGCCUUCAAGGAAGCUCGUUUUGCGGAGCUUUGCAAGGGCUCUACAUGCGACUUCCACCAUGACAUGGAGGAAGUUGCCAUGCUGAGGAGUUUAUAUGGCGAGCGCCUGAAAAGCGCUUGA